This is a messenger RNA of Vespa velutina, 743 nucleotides long. RefSeq names its product thioredoxin, mitochondrial-like. Lineage: Eukaryota; Metazoa; Arthropoda; Insecta; Hymenoptera; Vespidae. The transcript has 3 exons. Gene Ontology annotation, molecular function: protein-disulfide reductase activity; oxidoreductase activity, acting on a sulfur group of donors, disulfide as acceptor. The record is from RefSeq and is a predicted model, not a curated record. Gene Ontology annotation, cellular component: cytoplasm. The coding region runs from base 196 to 606 and encodes 136 amino acids.
CAUUGAAAUAACCAUUUUGUCCCGUUGCACAUUCGUUCGAAAUCGUAGUGCGAAAAAGAAAAGAGGAGUAAACAGUAACCAACAGGAAAUAAUUUAUUACGCGCCAAAUCGAUUAUAAGAUUUCUUAAACAUUGCAAGUAAUUAUAUUUACAAAUAAACGUCGAUCAUCAACUUCGUUAUUAAAAAGUGAACAAAAUGUUGCGCGUUGGUAUCAGAGCUGUUCGUAAGAGUUUCAACGUAAGGAAUUUUGCGAAUGCACCAGCACAAGAACGUGCACUAUCGGCGACUUUUAAGAUUCAAGAUCCUAAAGAUUUUGAUGAACGCGUGAAAAAUUCUAAAGUGCCUGUGAUCGUCGAUUUUUUCGCCACGUGGUGUAAUCCAUGCCGCAUGUUGACUCCUCGUUUAGAAUCAGUGAUCGCAGAGAAACAGGGAAAAGUACUUUUGGCUAAGGUUGACAUUGAUGAAAACAGUGAUCUUGCACUUGAUUAUGAAGUUGGCAGCGUUCCUGUCUUAAUUGCAAUGAAGGAUGGAAAAGUCUUGGAAAGAGUUGUUGGUUUACAGGAUACAGAUAAACUUAGACAAUUCGUUAACAAAUAUGCAGAAUAGUACAAUAUAGUGUUACAUAUAGUAUGAUCCUGUUGUACUUUUUGUAGCUGUGGCAUAUGUUAUAUAUUUAAAAAAAAAGAAAUAGUACAUACAUACUUUUCAACUUGGUCUGUUCUUUUUUUUUUUUUUUUUUUUUU